Molecule: messenger RNA, 243 nt
Organism: Gongylonema pulchrum
Lineage: Eukaryota; Metazoa; Nematoda; Chromadorea; Rhabditida; Gongylonematidae
Source: the annotation of a GenBank genome assembly
AUGAAAAUUGGGCGGUGGCGUAUUAAAGAAGCUAAAGAUGUCGUCGAAGCAGGUCAGAUGUCUCUGACAGAAGAGAAGAACAAGCAGGAGCUUGAAACACGGCGAGUCGUUGCACAGGAGAUCGAAAAGCAAUUGGAUAAGCGACUGUGUAUACCAAGCAGGCAUAGCAGUUUUGCUGGAUCGUACAUACUGAGAGGAAUGAAAGCCAUCAACAAAGACAAUGAUAUGGUUGUUAAUAAGUGA